Messenger RNA from Tricharina praecox, 3015 nucleotides. RefSeq names its product SNF2 family N-terminal domain-containing protein. Bases 1 to 3015 code for a protein of 1004 amino acids. The transcript is spliced from 5 exons. The record is from RefSeq and is a predicted model, not a curated record. Gene Ontology annotation, biological process: positive regulation of transcription by RNA polymerase II. NCBI's taxonomy places the organism in Eukaryota, Fungi, Ascomycota, Pezizomycetes, Pezizales, Pyronemataceae. Gene Ontology annotation, cellular component: nucleus. Gene Ontology annotation, molecular function: DNA binding; ATP binding; ATP-dependent chromatin remodeler activity.
AUGAAGGACAGCCCUCAGAUUCCUGUCAAGGCGGAGUCAAAUGUUACUGGCGAGCCCAACUCGGUGAAGACUGAGGCCCCGGUGAAUGGCGUCAAGCUUGAGGAUGGCAAUGCCAAGUUCGAAGUCGAGGUCCGGGAUAAUGUCAAGGCCGAAGACGACCAGAAAGAACGCGUUGAAACCAUCAAGUAUCCAGAAGUGGUUCCUUAUGAGCUCUUGGACAAACAGCCCAAACAUGUCAAAGCUACCAUGAAACCUUAUCAGUUGUCUGGCCUUUCGUACCUGCUCUGGCUCUACAGGAACGGUGCUUCUGGCAUCUUAGGUGAUGAGAUGGGUCUUGGCAAGACUCUGCAGACACUGUCUCUGUUCUCGUACCUUACCACCUACGAGCCGGUGCCCGCAGGACAUCAGCGUCCGUUCUUGGUAGUUUGCCCACUCUCGGUGCUUUCUUCCUGGAUAGCGGAGUGCAAGAAAUGGACUCCUCAUUUGCGUGUCCUGCGCUUUCACGGACCUACUACAGAGCGUGCGAGACUCAAGAAGGUGGCCGAGACCGGUGAGCUAUUCGGUGCAGACGAUUCCGAAGGCGAAGGACGCGGAUACGAUGUCGUUGUAACCAGCUACGAGGUCUUUGAGCGUGAGAAGGCUUGGUUUCGCCGUGCGUUUGUCUGGCGUUAUGUUGCUUUGGAUGAAGGACACAAGAUCAAAAAUGACAAGACGAACAUCGCAUUGGCGCUGCAGGGACUCGCCGCCGAAUAUCGCUUGAUCUUGACCGGAACGCCUCUCCAGAAUAACCUCACCGAGCUUUGGGCACUGCUUCACUGGUUGUACCCGGAUGUCUUCACGGAACAGACGAUGAAACUGUUCAGCGAUGCUUUCGACCUAACUCUCGGCAAGAAUGAUCUCAGUGUCAUGGACAACGCUCGGAAGCUCCUCGAGUUGGUCAUGCUUCGUCGUAUGAAAGAGAGCAUCGGAGUUAAUCUUGGACUGCCCACGAAGACGGAAGUGAUCAUGUUCCUGCCUCUGACACCCAUGCAGAGAUUCUGGUACAAGCGACUCCUGACCAGGCUCGACAAGGGACUUCUCGAGGGUGUUUUUGCAAACUCAAAGGAGAAAGUGCAACAGGAUCCUAUCAAGACCGAAGAUGGGAUCAGGGGCGAGCACAUCGUCAACGAUCAGGAGUUGGAAGAGCUUGAGAUCGACCAGUGGGGCGACACCAAGAAGAUCGUUGAGCAGGCUGUGGCGGAGAGCACUUCAUCGGACGGAAAGUGGAGAAAACUCAUGAAUCUAUUGAUGCAGCUACGCAAGUGCUGCGAUCACCCGUACCUUCUCCCCAAUGCAGAACCCGAGAGCGUGGCGGAUCACUCCGCUACGAUCAUGUUGGCGUCGUCGAAAAUGAUCUUCCUCGAUAAGCUCAUCGACGAGCUUUGCAUGAACCAAGGGAAGAAGGUUCUGAUCUUCUCAGGGUUCACCAAGAUGCUCGACGUCUGCGAAGAUUUCUUGCAUCUCAAGGGAGGCGAUGGCAGCAAGUUCAAGUUUGGUCGACUAGAUGGCACCACACCGAGAGCCAGACGAAACCUCGGAAUCAGACUUUUUAAUAAUGACCCCAAUUAUAAGGUUAUGUUGAUUUCGACUCGCGCCGGAGGACUGGGUAUCAACCUGGCGAGUGCGUCUGAUGUGGUCAUGUUGGAGUCCGACUGGAACCCGCAGGCCGAUCUUCAAGCGCAGGCCCGUGCCCACAGAAUCGGCCAGGUGAAUCCGGUUACCAUCUACCGUCUGAUCACUCAGGGUACGGUGGAAGAGCAGAUGAUGGGCCGCAUCCGGAAGAAGCUGUACCUCUCGGCGAAGGUCACCGAAGCAAUGCGUGAUAUUCACACGCAGACUUCAUCCGCUGGUCUCAACGGCGACACCGAAGACAAUCUCCCCACGCUGUCGACCAACCAGCUGAUGGCUCUUGUUCGCUCUGGUUCUCGUGCCAUUGCAAGGCCUGAGAUCGACCCCACGGAGAUGCUGCAAUGGGAUUGGGAGACUACCAUCCAGAAGUGCCGUGACUAUCAAGAGAAGAUGGAGACCGAGAACAAGGAGGGUAUCAGCGAUGAAACGGCUGAAGAAGAGCGUCGUUGGCUUUCCGAGAUGGAGCGUGUCGAGACCCGCGUUUUCGAAGGAAAACGACACGAGAAAUCGACCGAUUCCAACAAGGACAUCGCGAAGGACUGGGCUCGUUCUGACAGGCGCAUGGGCAUGGAACGUGUUGUCAUGGUUGAUGGUCACCCCGUCUUGAAGGAGACUAUCGGUAACGACACUUGGGAAGCCGUUGCCACGUUCGCCGGUAAAGACCCUAGACUUGCGGAGCCUCCCAAGCGCAAGAGGAAGGCUAUCGAGCACCAGGACUACUGUCAGAUUUGCUUUAAUGGAGGAACUCUACACACGUGUUCUGGCUGCCCCAGGGUAUAUCAUGACGGAUGUCUUCCCGAAGACUUUCAGCCUAGGCUUAAGGGUAGUAAGGUCGGACAUUUCUACUGCCCUCAGCACGAAUGUGUCGAGUGUCAGCAGAAGACAGUUAACGCCGGAGGUCUCAUCUUCCGUUGCCGUUGGUGUGAGAAUGGAUACUGUGAGGACUGUCUGAACUGGGAGCAGACCGAAUUGAUCGGAGAGAGCCUUCCCGAGCUCGAUCUUCUCAACUUCGGCCCCAUCGAGCAGGCGUUCUGGAUUAAGUGUGAACACUGCAUCCAUCUCCACACGUACGACAUCGACUCUAAGGCGCUUUGCGAGGAGAAAGUCAAGGCCUGGGAAGCAGAGAAGGAACGUCGCGAUGCCGCCCCGCCGGAACUCACCAUGGAUGGCACUACCGUCCAGGGAAGCGAGGUCGCCACCCCGGUCGACGAGAUGCCCGCCCUAUUCAUGGAGGAUGAAACCGCCGGCAAGAAGCGCAGGAGGAAGACUGUCGACUCGUAUGCGCCCCCGAAGUCCGCCAAGAAGGCUAAGACCGCGAAGACCCCGAAGAAGGCCAAGGCCCAGUAG